UUGUCUUUUAUGAUUUUAGCAAUAAGCAAAUAAUGUAUUACUAAAAAAAUACAAAUUAUUACAAAUAUUUUGUAGAUAAUGAAGUGAAUAUAUAUAGUUAAUAAGAUUAUUAAUGUUAUAGUGUAUAUAGUUUAAUUAUAAAUAAUUCAAAAUGAGUCAAACUGCUAAUUGGAACGCAAAUGGUCUUGAGAAGAAACCCCAGAUAUUAAAAAACUACUGUUUUGUGUGCUUAUGUAGUGAUGAGGAGAAGAAUCUACAGAAAUAUGUCUUUCAAUGUUGUUCCCUGAAGGAAGUACUACAGAUGGACAGCAUGAUGCUGUGUUACCUGUGUAGACGGAUGGCCCAGUAUGCUGAAAGCUUUACACAGAGUGUGCAAAGUAAUCAGUUGUUACUGGAGAACUUUCAAAAUAUAAUGGAUGAGACAUUAAAAUCAGUGCGCACACAGACGCACCCUCUAGUCAAUUUAUCUUCGGUGUCAUUAAAUGUGAUAGAUGUCACGGAGAAGGAUGGGUCAGCACAAGAAGAGUCCUUCUCUGUCGUGUGUUCUAGAAGUAGAGAUAGUGUGCAGAUCAAGGUGGAGAUGAAAGAAGAAGAGUUUAUGGAGCAGUUAGAGGGAGAUUUUGUUGGCGGUUGUGAUGAUUACCAAGAACCAUUCGUGAAAGAUGAAGACGAUGCAUUUACUCUGGAUACUUCUUUGAAAGAAGAAUUGCAACUAGAAGACAUUGAUGGCUUAAACCUUCUGGCCCUCAAAUCGACGCUAAAGAAGAAUAAAAUUAAUAAGAAAAAGGCUAAAAUCAAAAGAGAAGAUGAUUUUCCAGAUGAAGGUAAAAUCCAGAGGAUUUACAUAACUAGGGAACAGUGUUUGGAAGAGAAAGCGAAGAUGUUGCUGGACCCCAAGUAUAUAGAGGCAGCCUUCAAAUGUGGUGACUGCGCCAAACACUUUACCUUCAAAGACAUCUACGACAAACAUAUGGAGAAACAUAGUCAGAGUAUAGGAGACUACGAGUGCGACAUUUGCAAGCUAAGAAUGGAAUCCGAAGAUAAAUUAGUUGGCCAUAUGAAAUAUCACACAAACCGCUACAAAUGCCUAGAGUGUGGCCUAACUCGAACCUGUAGACGGACUAUACUGGACCACGUCUCUGCUUACCACAGCGAGGUCUUCCAUCUGUGUCCUUAUUGCAGCAAGAGUUUCAAACGACAGUCGUCAAUCCGCAAGCACGUGUCCCAGAUGCACCGUGCGCGUGCGCGCGUCACGUGUGCGCACUGCCACCGCACGUACAAGGACAAUACCGCAUUGCGCACGCAUAUGUUGCUGAAACACGCCAAAGAGAUAUCAGCUCGCGAGAUCACGAAGAAGUACGCGUGCCAGGAGUGCGGCAUGGCCUUCAAGACACCUUCGCAGCUGAAGACCCAUGGACUCAAGCAUACCGACUCACGGGACUAUUACUGCGUAGAGUGUGAUAAGAGUUUCAAAUCGGAUGCCACAUUGAAGACUCAUUUAAAGACGACAGCUAUACAUACCAGUUAUUUAGAGUUACCGUUAGCAUGCGAACAUUGCGACAAGCGUUUCGCGAUCCGUCGCGACCUGGACCGCCACACGAACAGAAUACAUCUCAAUGUCAAGCCGUUUGCUUGUGACAAGUGUGAUAAGAAUUACGUCAACUCCUGGUCCCUGAAGCAGCACCAGCUGUUAAUCCACGAGGGAUACAAGCGACCCCUGGCCUUCCCGUGCUCCAUGUGUGAUAAGAUAUUUGAUCGAAAACAAGUUUUGAAGGCACAUAUUCGAACCCACACCGGCGAGCGACCGUACCAGUGCAGUAAAUGUCCAGCGCAGUUCAGUCAGUCCAGCAUAUUAAGGACCCACGAUAGACUAAUACACCUUAAACAAACUAGAGAUGGGAGGCCUAAGGUCAAAUAAUAUAAUAUAGGUAGACAUAUAAGUGUAAGAGAGCCAUGCUUCGGCACGAAUGGGCCGGCUCGACCGGAGUGAUACCACGGCCUCACCGAAAACCGACGUGAAACAACGCUUGCGUUGUGUGAGUGAGGUUACCGAACGCCCGAUUCUCCCCUUCCCAAUCUUCCCCGAUUCCCCAUCAACCCUUAAAUUCCUAAUCCCCAAGUUGUGGCGACACAUGACAGAAGUCACGAUAGAUGACAGAAGUCACGACAGAUGACAGAAGUCACGAUAGAUGACAGAAGUCACGACAGAUGACAGAAGUCGCGAUAGAUGUCACAAAUCGCGACAGAUGACAGAAGUCACACAUAGAUGAUGGACAAGCAAAUCAAUGGGUGACGUCAUAAAUCGUACAUCGUACCUAUGAAGUUUACAUGCGAAUUAACAUUGAUUAGAAAAUCUCAACGGACAACAGUUGGGCAGAAAGCCCGCUAGGCAUGAUCACUUCGCCUGGUCGGAGGAUCCCCUUUUUCUUAGGGAACUUAACUCUCUGUUCCCUAAAUAUUCAUGCUAGGGCAAUGAAAAGAUUUGAGACUAAGUUAUACAGCGUGCUUCGCAUUUGAAGU
Molecule: messenger RNA, 2520 nt
Organism: Spodoptera frugiperda (fall armyworm)
Lineage: Eukaryota; Metazoa; Arthropoda; Insecta; Lepidoptera; Noctuidae
Product: gastrula zinc finger protein XlCGF26.1-like
Exons: 13
Coding region: 152-1918 (588 amino acids)
Biological process (GO): regulation of transcription by RNA polymerase II
Molecular function (GO): DNA-binding transcription factor activity, RNA polymerase II-specific; RNA polymerase II cis-regulatory region sequence-specific DNA binding
Source: RefSeq, a predicted model, not a curated record